AUGUUUCCAAUGUUGCGUCUGCAUCCCGAUUUCGAUGCUCGCGCUCGCAAGGUGCUGCUCGUCAGCUUUGUUGGCGCUCAACAAACGGAAUUUCCAACGCAAAACGACCUCUUGUCUCUCGUCUCCAAUCGCGAGAAGCGUCCAAAGUCUCGCGGAGAGACUGUCGAUCGUCAAUCAGUGAGUGAUCUUCAGAGGCAAAGCUCCAGAUCUAAUCGACCCAAUCUCUGCAGCUGGCUGGCAGCUACCCAAGGCCAAGGCUUGGCAUUGCCACCCCAUGAGCAUUUCGAACUGAAAGUAGUCAUCCGUCUCCGCAUCCCAUCCGCUAGUUUUCUGGUUAAAUCCAAGAGCGCGCCAGCCGCUGGGUCGCAUCCGACAUGGCCUCGUGCUAGGCCGACAGCUUAA
Ustilaginoidea virens is the source of this 402-nucleotide messenger RNA. RefSeq lists its product as uncharacterized. The transcript has a single exon. The coding region runs from base 1 to 402 and encodes 133 amino acids. NCBI's taxonomy places the organism in Eukaryota, Fungi, Ascomycota, Sordariomycetes, Hypocreales, Clavicipitaceae. The record is from RefSeq and is a predicted model, not a curated record.